Messenger RNA from Fusarium mangiferae, 954 nucleotides. RefSeq lists its product as uncharacterized. Lineage: Eukaryota; Fungi; Ascomycota; Sordariomycetes; Hypocreales; Nectriaceae. The transcript has a single exon. The record is from RefSeq and is a predicted model, not a curated record. Gene Ontology annotation, cellular component: cytoplasm; nucleoplasm. Gene Ontology annotation, biological process: regulation of ERK1 and ERK2 cascade; negative regulation of protein binding; negative regulation of SCF-dependent proteasomal ubiquitin-dependent catabolic process. Gene Ontology annotation, molecular function: F-box domain binding; phosphatase activity. Bases 1 to 954 code for a protein of 317 amino acids.
AUGGAGUCGUCGAGCGGCUUUCACCCCUCCUUCGCCAACAACGCCGUGCCAUCUGCACCGUACGUCCGUCGAGCACCCAGCCCGCCAUUCAUUCACAUCCCACCGACAGGACAAUGCGGAGUCUCCGCUGCGCCCAUCCUCCUCCCAUCGUACGAACAAGUCGAUUCGAGUCAGUUGACGGCCCACGAUGUCAAGAUCAUCACGCAAAACAUGCAGCAGAUCGCUACAGAUCGCGCGGCAGAUUGGUCCUACGAGCAGCGACGUGACGCCCAGAAGCUCGUGGACUUUUUGUACCUUGGUCCCAACAGCACCGCCAAGGAUAUCAAGCGGCUGCAGGAGGAGGGCAUCACUAUGAUUGCUGUAGCGAGGGAUGCGCGCAUGGCGGGGGUCAAGCUCAUGAGUGUUGAGAAGGCUGCGAAAACGCUCGACAUUGAGGUCCGAUACAUCGAUCUGGAGGGCAACGAUAAGCUGAUCAGUUCGUUCCCCAACAUUAUCCGGCUGAUCAACGACCAUCUUCUCUCCGUGUAUCACAGCCAAGCCAAAGGUCGUAACAAGAACGGCGAACUGCUCGUUGAUCCAAGCUCAUUCCGCCGCGGCAAAGUCCUCCUCACGUGCGAGACGGGCAACGACAGAUCAGCCGCCAUCGCCGCAGCCUACAUCAUGGCAGUCUUUGGAAAGGACAUGAUCACCGCGGUUCAAUUCAUCAGCAUCCAACGGUUCUGCUGCGCUUUCGACGAGGACACCAAGCGGAAGCUGCAGUGCUGGGAGGAUAUCUUACGGGCGCGCUCGCAAGUCGCUAUGGAGCAGUCUGUUCCUCCCAACGCCUCACAUACGAAGCGGCAUAUUGAUGAUGUGAUGGACACGAGUGAGGAUCCUAAUGAUAAGGGGGAGUUUGCGCUGGACCAAGAUCGAUUCAAUGGACGUGGAUCGUUUGCGCCGUUUGUGGAUAUGUAG